CCGCUCUCGCGCUCCUUCUCCCCCCCUCUCCCCCCCACCCGCCUCCCUGUCAGUGCGGUGGCUGCGCUGGGAAACAUGGCGUCGGAGGGGAUGAUUUUAACGAACCACGACCACCAAAUCCGCGUCGGGGUCCUCACAGUGAGCGAUAGUUGCUUCAGGAAUCUUGCAGAGGAUCGUAGUGGGAUAAACCUUAAAGACCUCGUCCAAGAUCCUUCUUUGCUGGGGGGAACUGUGUCUGCAUACAAGAUAGUACCAGAUGAAAUAGAAGAAAUCAAGGAGACACUGAUAGACUGGUGUGAUGAAAAGGAACUUAACUUGAUUUUAACAACUGGAGGAACAGGGUUCGCACCAAGGGAUGUCACACCAGAGAAAUUCCCAACAUUCCCAUUUUGUGGGCUCCAGAGAGGGGCUACUAAAGAAGUAAUAGAACGAGAGGCCCCAGGGAUGGCCUUGGCAAUGCUGAUGGGAUCACUUAAUGUUACACCUCUGGGCAUGCUCUCUAGACCUGUAUGUGGAAUCAGAGGGAAAACUCUCAUAAUUAAUCUUCCAGGUAGCAAGAAAGGGUCACAGCAUUUUCAGGAAGAAACUGGGGGAUGGUGUGCUCCCCCUCCCCUCAGCAUGAGUGAAGGUGAGGGAAACCAUUGGUUAAGGGGAGUGGGAAGCAAGCCUCGUGCUCUUGAAGAAACUCUGGAAGAUAUCUCAGCUGGCCUGCACAUGCUGAUUUCCCAUUUGUGUGACUGCACAGAGAGCCACUCAGAUUAUGAGAUACAGGAAUGCUUUCAGUUUAUACUGCCAGCCCUACCUCAUGCCAUUGACCUUUUACGGGAUGCCAUUGUAAAAGUAAAAGAGGUACAUGAUGAACUUGAAGAUCUACCUUCACCACCACCACCUCUUUCUCCUCCUCCAACCAUCAGCCCACACAAGCAGACAGAAGACAAAGGUGUACAGUGUGAGGAAGAGGAGGAAGAGAAAAAAGAUAGUGGAGUUGCUUCAACAGAGGAUAGUUCCUCCUCGCAUAUAACUGCUGCAGCCAUUGCAGCUAAGAAGCAUCCAUCCUACACCAGUUCUGCUGUUAUCAUGGCAAAAGGUGAACAUCCCAUUCCUGGUCUCAUCUGUUAUUCCCAUCACGCAGCAGGCAGUGCAGGAAAACCGAUUCCAGAUUCCAUCAUAUCUCGUGGUGUUCAGGUGCUUCCACGAGACACAGCCUCACUUAGCACUACUCCUUCGGAAUCUCCUCGUGCCCAGGCCACCUCUCGCCUCUCCACUGCUUCCUGCCCAACACCAAAACAAAUUAGACGCCCGGAUGAAAGCAAAGGAGUUACUAGUAGAGUUGGAUCCCUCAAAGUCCAGUCCAGGUGCAGCAGUAAGGAGAACAUCCUCAGAGCCAGUCAUAGUGCCGUAGACAUUACAAAGGUAGCAAGAAGACACCGUAUGUCUCCAUUUCCAUUAACAUCUAUGGACAAAGCCUUCAUCACGGUGCUGGAGAUGACCCCAGUACUUGGAACAGAAAUAAUAAAUUAUCGAGAUGGGAUGGGCAGAGUCCUUGCCCAAGAGGUUUAUGCAAAAGACAACCUACCACCCUUUCCAGCUUCAGUAAAAGAUGGCUAUGCUGUCAGAGCUGCUGAUGGACCUGGGGAUCGUUUUAUCAUUGGGGAAUCCCAAGCUGGCGAGCAACCAACUCAGACUGUAAUGCCUGGUCAGGUAAUGCGAGUUACAACUGGUGCUCCAAUACCCUGUGGUGCUGAUGCUGUGGUGCAAGUGGAAGACACAGAACUCAUCAGGGAAUCAGAUGACGGCACUGAAGAACUUGAAGUACGCAUUCUGGUGCAGGCUCGACCAGGCCAAGAUAUCAGACCAAUAGGCCAUGACAUUAAAAGAGGUGAAUGUGUGCUGGCCAAGGGAACCCACAUGGGUCCGUCAGAGAUAGGCCUUCUAGCAACUGUUGGAGUAACAGAAGUUGAAGUUAACAAGUUUCCAGUAGUUGCAGUAAUGUCUACAGGGAAUGAACUAUUGAAUCCUGAAGAUGACCUAUUACCAGGAAAGAUUAGAGACAGCAAUCGUUCAACUCUUCUAGCAACAAUUCAAGAACAUGGGUACCCAACAAUCAACUUGGGGAUUGUGGGAGAUAAUCCAGAUGAUUUACUUAAUGCCUUGAAUGAGGGAAUCAGUCGUGCUGAUGUCAUCAUCACAUCAGGAGGCGUGUCCAUGGGGGAAAAGGACUAUCUUAAACAGGUGCUGGAUAUUGAUCUUCACGCUCAGAUUCACUUUGGCAGGGUUUUUAUGAAACCAGGGUUGCCAACCACCUUUGCAACUUUGGAUAUUGAUGGUGUAAGAAAAAUAAUUUUUGCACUUCCAGGGAAUCCUGUGUCAGCUGUUGUUACCUGCAAUCUUUUUGUUGUCCCAGCACUGAGGAAGAUGCAGGGAAUCCUGGAUCCUCGUCCCACUAUCAUAAAAGCCAGGUUAUCAUGUGAUGUGAAAUUGGACCCUCGUCCAGAAUACCAUCGGUGCAUACUGACUUGGCAUCACCAAGAACCACUGCCUUGGGCACAAAGUACAGGGAAUCAGAUGAGCAGUCGUCUGAUGAGUAUGCGCAGUGCCAAUGGACUGUUGAUGCUACCUCCAAAGACAGAGCAGUAUGUGGAACUUCAUAAGGGCGAGGUGGUCGAUGUCAUGGUCAUUGGAAGACUAUGAUGUCACCAGCAAGAGAGAAGUUUUGAUGCAUGUCCACAUAUCAUUGACUGUAUCCUGUAAUAUGCAACGGCACAGCUAGUUUUUCUGAUUUGGAUAAAAGUUGAUCAGUAUAGUCAACACCUCGAACUAUAUUUCAAAUGGAUUUAAAUAAAUACCUUUUAAAAAAAACUUUAAAAACAAAUCUUAAAGAAAUCUAUUCUGAUUAUAUCAAAGCAACUUUUUCCUUUCUUGCAAUUGCUUUGUGUGUUCAAUGCUAGUUCUGAUAGCGGUAGCUUUUAGUAGACAGCGGUAGGUGCCUGCAGAACUUGUGUUUUUUCUCAUCUUUAAGAUACAACUACUUAUGCUCUUAAAACAAGGCUGUCUGCUUAUUUAUACUAGUGUAGACAACACUUGGAUUUCCCUUAUUAGUAUGCUUCAUAACCGCUUCACAGAGAGCUUCUGCUUGUUCUUUAUCGUAUCUCGUGUUUAUGUGCACAGUGCCAAAAGCAGAGUGGCUGCAUUGGGAACCCGAUCAAGCCCCGAGGUUUUCCUCCCUUGCUGCGCGUUCAGGGAUAUCUGUCAUCCCAGCAGCCACCCAGCUCAGUACUAUUGGGCAGUAACUGGAUACCUUUUGUUUAAACAAACAACAAAAAUUGCUUCCUUAAGUGCUGACAGCCUUUUUAACCAAUACAUUUAAAAAUGUACAGAAUUAAAAUCUAAAAAAAAUCAAAGACUGAUCUUGUACAGAUAUUAGUGUUACCAGCAUUCAUGUGGAAAUUAAAUGAAAAAAGAAAUAAAACUAAUGUUAAACAACUCUGUACCAUAACAUUUUCUGUAAUGAUACUGAAACUUAAAUGAAUAAAAAAAAUUCCUGGAUCAUUAGUUAAAA
Messenger RNA from Elgaria multicarinata webbii, 3559 nucleotides. RefSeq names its product gephyrin (gene GPHN). The record is from RefSeq and is a predicted model, not a curated record. Lineage: Eukaryota; Metazoa; Chordata; Lepidosauria; Squamata; Anguidae. Gene Ontology annotation, molecular function: molybdopterin molybdotransferase activity. Bases 76 to 2691 code for a protein of 871 amino acids. The transcript has 26 exons. Gene Ontology annotation, biological process: glycine receptor clustering; postsynaptic neurotransmitter receptor diffusion trapping; molybdenum incorporation into molybdenum-molybdopterin complex. Gene Ontology annotation, cellular component: cytosol; postsynaptic specialization; dendrite.